This is a messenger RNA of Penicillium daleae, 1518 nucleotides long. RefSeq lists its product as uncharacterized. The record is from RefSeq and is a predicted model, not a curated record. Bases 1 to 1518 code for a protein of 505 amino acids. Gene Ontology annotation, biological process: carbohydrate transport; transmembrane transport. NCBI's taxonomy places the organism in Eukaryota, Fungi, Ascomycota, Eurotiomycetes, Eurotiales, Aspergillaceae. The transcript has 3 exons. Gene Ontology annotation, cellular component: membrane. Gene Ontology annotation, molecular function: carbohydrate:proton symporter activity.
AUGAUUUCUUCAAUUUGGAAGAAGAGCCACCUUGGCCAACACUUCACCCCGAGAUUAGCUGGGGCAGUGGGGCUCAUCAGUCUGUCCACACUCAACUAUGGUUUUGACAACCAAGGCAUAGCGACCAGUCAGGCGAUGGCAGCUUACAAGACGCAAUUUGGAGUCUAUGAUGCGGCCAAAAAGACCUGGGCUAUCCCGACAUACUGGACAUCCUUGUUAAACAGUUUGAACUUUAUCGGGUUUGCAAUCGGACUAUAUAUUGGGAGUGUCGUGAGUGCUCGAUAUGGCCGCCGCAUCUCGAUGUUUACCAUGUCAAUUUGGGCAAUCAUGUCUGCUACCGUACUCAUUACCUCCACUCGGAUCGAGCAAGUUCUUGCUGGCCGUAUCCUGAAUUAUGCCUACGUUGGUAUGGAAUUGGCAACCUGUCCACCGUUCCAGGCUGAGAUAAUCCCAGCUCCAAUUCGAGGAUUUGCAGUAGGUACAUAUCAAGCCAGCUUACUGGUAGGGGGUAUCAUCAUCAACAGCAUUUGCCUUGGCACGAGCACCUUGGCUAGUAAUGCUGCAUGGAGGAUCCCCCAGGGACUAUUCUACGUCGUCCCUUCAAUCGUGGCAUCUUGUAUCUGGUUCAUUCCCGAGUCUCCUCGGUGGCUGCUCAUGAACGAUCGAAUAGACGAGGCAUUAGACUCAUUACGGAAGCUGCGCGGCUCAAACCCCAAUAGUCCUUCACCCGAAGAAGAGCUUGCAAGGUUACAGGCUUCCCUUGUUGAGGAACAGAAUCGGGGCACAUAUACGGAUCUUUUCCGAGGCCGCAAUCGAAAGCGCACCCUGAUUGCCAUCGGUACGAACUUCUUCAUCCAAGCAACGGGCUCUCCAUUUACAGCAGCAUAUGGAACGCUCUUCGUCCAAUCACUGAAUUCAAUUAAUCCAUUCAAAUUCUCACUCUUGAGCUCUUGCAUAAAUACCUUCGCAUGUGUGACCGCCAUCUACAUCACAGACAAAGUUGGACGGCGGCCGCUACUAAUGCUCGGUUCUGCAUUGCAGGUGGCAUGGCUGUUUAUAAUGGGCUGCGUUGGAACAGUAUCAUCGCCAACAGUGACGCAGACCCGGGUUAUUGUUGCCGCUACUGCACUGUCAUCAGCUAGUCCCUGCUUCAGUUGGGACCCUUUGAACUAUAUCAUCACUACUGAACUUCCAGCAACUCGUUUACGUGAUAAGACGCAACGUGUGGCCUCCAUUGUCAACAUCGCCACUAAUUUCGUGUUUUCUUUCAGCACACCCUAUCUUCUGGAUGCCCCCUACGCCAAUCUUCAUUCAAAGGUUGGAUUUGUCUUUGGCGCUCUUGCAUGUUGCUCUUUUAUUUUCGCCUAUCUUUGUGUUCCAGGGAUGAAGGGCAGAUCUCUUGAAGAUAUCAAUAGAAUGUUUCAAGCCGAAGUUCCCGUGAGAGACUUCAAGAGCUAUCCUAAGGGGGCCAAUCAAGAGAUAUGUGAGGGGCAAAAGGGGAUUGAUCGGAACUCCUGA